AUGGCAGCCCCUGUAAGUGAAUGGCCACCAGCUGCAGGUGAAUGGCCUUCUCAUGUUGAAGAAAUCCUGCAAAUGGCCAAGCGAGCUGUUUCAGAUGUUGGAGUGAGCAUGCGUGUACCCGAGGCCCUGGUGAAUGCCAAAGCAGAAGCACUGGUGAAUAGCAAGGCAGAGGCAUACAUUCCUCAAAUGGUGUCGCUGGGUCCUUACCACCAUUUGUGGUCCAAAGAUAAAUCCCUGCAGCCUUUCCAUCAACGCCCUACCCAUCUUUCACAGCUGGAACUUUACAAGCUCAAGAAAGCAACUGAGACAGACCCUGAGAUAAUCAACUGCUUGUUCACAAAAAUAUCUGAGGCCUCUACGAUAUUUGCGUUUGAGCCAAUUUACCACAUGAAGAUAGAAGAGAAGGACAUUCCAGAGUUUACUUGGAUGAUGGUCAUAGAUGCCUUGUUCCUUUCCAACUCUCUCUCCGCAUUCAUCGGCCACAUUGGAAAGGAAAGCAUAUUGUGUGACAUUGUGAAGCUGGAAAAUCAGAUCCCUCUUUCCCUUCUCACACAACUGGAAGAUGCAUCUAUUAUCAUGUCUCAAAUUGGUAAUCUGUGUAGGACUUGCUUCCAAGUGGGUAAUCCAAAUAUCAAGAUAGAGAAAGAAAAGCAUCUGCUAGACUACAUGCACAAAUAUAUCUCAUCCAUCCUUCAACUCCAACCUGAGAUCGCGGAAGAAGAGCGGACUUGGCAGCAGUGGGUUUUGAGUGGGAUAGACACCAUGGUUGCGGGAGUGUUGGGUGCUAUUAUUCAGCAUCCAGCCAAAAGCGUUCGACAAGAUUUUCUGGACAAAUACAACGCAGAGGAGCUGCGCAAGGGCGGAAUCAAAUUUCGACCAUCUAAGGAGUCGGGUAAGAAUGGAUUUUGUAAGACAUCUGACACGCUUUAUCUUUCUCCGAUUAGAAUUUCAGAGCCGUAUAGUGAAGUGGUGCUGAGGAAUUUGUUGGCAUUGGAGUUCAACGACUACGCCAGUCAGCAGAAAAACGUGUCGCAGUACGUGGAGCUGAUGGACUGCCUCAUCGACACCCCUGAAGAUGUCGCCUUGCUCCGAAAAUGCCACGUCAUUGAUCGGCAGAGCAUGAUGAUCACCGACGACUACGUGGCAAGGACUUGGGACGGCAUGUCGAAGCCUGUGUGUCUUACAGGGUUUCUCGAUACUCCUGGCGGCUUGAAAGCUAAAAUCAAAGAAGCGCUGAUAAAAAAUUACUAUAAAAGCAAGAUUAGGGGUUGGUGGGACGAACUCCGGACGGAUUAUCUGUCAAGUCCAUGGAAAUUGGCGGCUCUAGUGGUAGGAGUUUUUGUGACCGUGUUGACAAUGGUGCAGACAUAUUGCACUGUGAAGGACUGUCAACCAGAGCAUAAUGCAAGGGGCAGAGGCGGACACGACCGUUUCAGCCGCUUCGGGUAG
Messenger RNA from Cryptomeria japonica (Japanese cedar), 1449 nucleotides. RefSeq lists its product as uncharacterized. NCBI's taxonomy places the organism in Eukaryota, Viridiplantae, Streptophyta, Pinopsida, Cupressales, Cupressaceae. Bases 1 to 1449 code for a protein of 482 amino acids. The record is from RefSeq and is a predicted model, not a curated record. The transcript has a single exon.